UGUUGUGCUUGUGGGUUCGCUUAUGUUCUCGGCCGUUUGGGCAUGAUGCUUCUUCAACCGAGACCACGGACUCAACUCUUUCAGACAUCCUCAAAUCCAUAGAAAGAAACUGUCUUCGGAAAAUCUAAUCGAUCAUAGCUCUGAAUCCGACUGAACCCUACGUGAAUUUGAAGGAGGAGAAAUGUCGUUUGAUCUGAUGUUGAAGCCCUCAUGCAGCGGCUGUGGAUCCACCACGGAUUUGUACGGAAGCAACUGCAAGCACAUGACUCUCUGCUUGUCGUGUGGCAAAACCAUGGCAGAGAACCACGGGAAAUGCUACGACUGUGGCACCCCUGUCACUCGAUUGAUUAGGGAAUACAAUGUUCGGACGAAUUCCAGCGGCGAUAAGAAUUACUUCAUUGGUAGGUUUGUGACUGGUUUGCCGGGUUUUUCAAAGAAGAAAAAUGCUGAUAAUAAAUGGUCUCUGCAUAAAGAGGGGCUUCAAGGACGCCAAGUUUCUGAUGCUUUGCGGGAGAAGUACAAGAAUAAACCUUGGCUCUUGGAGGAUGAAACAGGUCAAUAUCAGUAUCAUGGUCAGCUUGAGGGUUCACAAUCAGCAACUUACUACCUACUAAUGAUGCAAGGAAAGGAAUUUGUUGCUAUUCCAGCUGGAUCUUGGUACAACUUUAACAAAGUUGCUCAGUAUAAGCAACUCACCUUGGAGGAAGCAGAAGAGAAGAUGAAGAAUAGGAGGAGGACUGCAGAUGGAUAUCAAAGAUGGAUGAUGAAGGCAGCAAAUAAUGGACCUGCUGCAUUUGGUGAAGUGGAGAAGCUUGAUGACAAGGAGACUGGUGGUGCAGCUGGUGGUGGGAGGGGACGUAAAAAACAAACUGGUGAUGAAGAAGAAGGUAAUGUCUCGGAUAAGGCAGAGGAAGAUGAAGAAGAAGAGGCAGAAAGGAAGAACAGACUUGGACUUAACAAAAGAAGUGGUGAUGACGAUGAAGAAGGUCCAAGAGGUGGUGAUCAUGAUUUAGAUGAUGAUGAUAUUGAGAAGGGUGAUGAUUGGGAGCAUGAAGAAAUUUUCACUGAUGACGAUGAAGCUGUUGGUAAUGAUCCUGAGGAACGGGAAGAUUUGGCCCCCGAAGUUCCUGCACCUCCAGAAAUAAAGCAGGAUGAAGAGGAUGAAGAUGAUUCUAAUGAAGAGGAGGGAGGAUUAAGCAAAUCUGGAAAGGAGUUGAAAAAACUGCUUGGAAAAGCUGCUGGAAUGAAUGAUUCAGAUGCAGAGGAUGACGAUGACGAUGAAGAAGAAGAUGAGAUUGGCCUUUCUCCUGUGCUGGCUCCAAAACAGAAGGAUGUACCUAAAGAAGAGCCUGCUGAUAACAGUCCUAUGAAAUCAGCUCCUGCUUCUGCUCGGUCAACACCACCUACUUCAAAAUCAUCAAAAGGGAAGAGAAAGUCAAAUGGUGAUGACAUGAAAACAACUAAUGGUGGACCUCCAAAGAAGGUGAAGACAGAAAAUGAAUCAAAAUCUUCUGCAAAAGAUGAAGGCCCAUCUCCUUCUAAAGUUACUGCAACUGCAAAGGGAACGCCAUCAUCAUCUGUGAAAACUGGAUCAACAUCGUCAGCUGGACCAGUCACAGAAGAUGAAAUCAGGGCUGUUUUAUUGCAGAAGGCACCUGUGACCACUCAGGAUCUUGUCGCCAAAUUUAAAGCCAGACUGAAAUCCCAAGAGGAUAAGAAGGCUUUUGCUGAUAUACUGAGGAGAAUCUCUAAGAUACAAAAGACUAAUGGACCUAACUAUGUUGUGUUGAGAGAUAAAUGAAGGGUUGCAGGCUGUUUCUGACCCCCCAGCUUCAACGAAAUUGAGUGGCAGGUGAUGCUCAUCCUCUCUGUCGCACAAAUAAAACAUGAAAAAAAUGCAAAAAAAAGCCCUAGGACUACCUUUUGUACCAACUCUAUCUUGAAACUGUACUGGUUCAUGCCUGUUUUUGAAGUGGAUUAAAACGAGGGUAUCAUGUAUUAAAUCAUCAUAUUGGGAAUCGUUCACAUACAAACAAUGCUCUGUAGGGGGUCCAGUAUUGAUCGUUCUGCUACCUGAUCAUGAAGCCACUAAAACAUGAAAAAGGGCAUAGGACCACCUCCUGUUUAGGCUUGUGGGGAAGUGGAUUUUAAACAAAUAUAUCUUUACUUGCAAUAAUAUAUAUAUUUUCUGGGUUUUUUACCCACUUAA
This is a messenger RNA of Vitis riparia (riverbank grape), 2209 nucleotides long. Its product is annotated as transcription initiation factor IIF subunit alpha. Lineage: Eukaryota; Viridiplantae; Streptophyta; Magnoliopsida; Vitales; Vitaceae. Gene Ontology annotation, biological process: transcription initiation at RNA polymerase II promoter; positive regulation of transcription elongation by RNA polymerase II. The transcript has 10 exons. Gene Ontology annotation, cellular component: nucleus; transcription factor TFIIF complex. The record is from RefSeq and is a predicted model, not a curated record. Gene Ontology annotation, molecular function: RNA polymerase II general transcription initiation factor activity; DNA binding; TFIIF-class transcription factor complex binding. Bases 182 to 1801 code for a protein of 539 amino acids.